CCACACCCAGAAGUCGGGACUCUUAACUCAUCUCAUCAUGGCUCUGACUCGAAGGUGUCCGCUCCCUGCCCCCCCCCUCCCCAGUGACCCAACAACGGUCUGCCAACCCUGAACCCACCGCAAUUAUACACCAACCCGGUGGACUCGAUCUUAACGUCUGGCAGUAUCGGAUUGCUGGCGACUCCACGGAGCCUACGACAGUACCUAGUACAAGCGUUCUAAGCGAGUCCCGUCGCCCUGCUCAAGUUAGGUUACGUAGAUCGCCUUCUCCUUUAGGAGUGCGCACAAGCCCAUCACGUCUCGUGGUGGAGGACGGAUGAACAUCUGCGACCCGACUAGACGAGUACCGUUGCUGUCUGACGCGAUUAGCUUCCUGUCGACUGCUAGGCCCGGGUUUGGUUCUGGACCUCCCCGGCAUUUCGGCCCCUUCAUAUAUUGGGUCCUCCCCACCCCGCCCAGCUGAGCUUUCUCGAAUAUGUCUGGUCUGCGUCAGUAGCAUGGCUAAGGAUGACCGCAGCCCCGAGGUCAAGGCGGUUGCGGCCGCCUUUAUGGCGGUGGCAUGUGUGACUGUGAUUCUACGAUGUUAUGUGCGUGGAUGGAUUGUGCGGGCGUUUGGGUGGGAUGACUGGGCCAUGGUGGUUGCAAUGUUUUUCUACGCCAUGUUCUCAGGUUGCAUGAUCGGUGGCGCGAUAUACGGCACUGGACGACGCUUUGAAGUGUUGACGGCGCAUGAACGCGUGACUGCCAUGGAGUACUGGUGGUUCUGCGAAAUUGCCUACUGUUUCUCGGCCGUGGCCUGCAAGAUCUCCGUCUGCAUUUUCCUUAUGCGCAUUACUGUCCGACGAAUCCACAUUUGGAUCCUCUGGACCGUCAUGGUCAUGACUGUUGUCGCGGGCAUGGUCUUCAUGUUCAUCAUGUUGCUCCAGUGCAAGCCACUCACUUACUUCUGGACGCGCAAGGCGUUCAGCCCGGACAUCCACGGCCACUGCAUGGAUAUUCAGAUUGUCAUCGCCAUGACCUACGUGUACAGCGGGUUUGCAGCGCUGUGCGAUUUCACCGUGGGUAUUUUGCCCAUCUUCCUGGUGCGGAAGCUGCAUAUGAAGCAGAAGACCAAAAUGGCGGUGGUUGGUAUUUUGAGUAUGGCAUGCAUCGCCUCCUCUGGCACCAUCAUUCGUAUCCCAUGGGUCCAUACCUUUGCGGAUUGGGACUUUCUCUACGCGACUGUCGAAAUCGCCCUCUGGUCCAACAUCGAAGUCGGCCUCGGCAUCACCGCCGGUAGUCUCGCCACCCUCCGUCCCCUCCUUCGCCAAUGGCUCGGUUCCAGCGCCGACCACAACUACGACGCAUCCCCUUUCCCCGGACCCUCGGGCUCUCGACCUCUCAACCUCAACAAAAGCGGCGGUGUCGGUCGCAGCCACGAUCGACCAUACCCACUGGGCUCCCUCGACGACACCGGCGUCCAGGGCCGUCUCCGCCCGGAUAAACUCGCCGUGACAGUCACGACGAUCCAAAGCCAGGUGGACCCGGAUACGCGACCGUGGCGCGGCGGCACCUCGAACAGCAGCGAGGAACGACUGACUGGAUCGGCAGGAAGCGGCGGCCGCAGUCACGGCACGAUCAUGGAAAAUGGCGAUUUGGAACUGGGCUUGGGCAUUCAUCGGACAUUCGAAGUGACGCAGACUUCCUCAUCUGGGGGACGGGACGUACAGUGGGAGUGACGGAACAUGUCUAACCAUUCCCUAUUCCCUAUUCCCUGGUUCCUUUUUUUUUUUUUUUUUU
This is a messenger RNA of Aspergillus sclerotioniger CBS 115572, 1779 nucleotides long. RefSeq names its product putative integral membrane protein. The record is from RefSeq and is a predicted model, not a curated record. NCBI's taxonomy places the organism in Eukaryota, Fungi, Ascomycota, Eurotiomycetes, Eurotiales, Aspergillaceae. The transcript is spliced from 5 exons. The coding region runs from base 498 to 1718 and encodes 406 amino acids.